GCUGAGCGCGAGGCAGCUGAAGAAGCAGCGGCCAGGGCAGAGAAGGAGCGCUUGGAGGCGGAAGUGCGCAGGCAAGAGCAGCUCCUUAUGGGCAACCCACAGAUCCCAGCAGCAGAGGUCGCAGAUGCCCCGGAAGCACAGGAUGAGGGAAUGGGUAUCACUGCAUUUGCACUGUACGACUAUCAGGCAGCGGACACUGACGAAAUCUCGUUUGAUCCUGAUGACAUCAUAACCAAUAUUGAAAUGAUUGAUGAGGGUUGGUGGCGAGGCUGGUGCAACGGGCAGUAUGGCCUCUUCCCAGCCAACUACGUGCAAGUGCAUAGCCCCACCCAGUGAGGCCAGAGGUCCUGGGAGACCAAGUGCCAUCCCAGCAAAAGAUGACAAAUGGCAUAGUGCUUUAGAUGCCAUUUAUUCUGCCUGUGGGCAUUUGUGAGCCGUGACAGAGAAAAAUGAUGUGCAGGACUAAUAAUUGUUGAUGUGUUUGGAAUUGAUGAUUAUUUUUACCUCUUUACAGUUUCUUUUGUUUCCCUCCUGUACUGUUGUGCUCUUUAUUAAACAAGUGAAUGGAGUUCUUAAGAGUUAAGGAAAGAAUGAAUAGUAUUUUUACAUUUGAAUUGGAGUUUUAUCUGUUGUUUUGGUUUAGUAUGUUCUUAAUGACCAAGUGUGAUACAACACUGAUACAUAUUUUAAUGAUCUUUUGGUGCUGUCAUUUUUAUUGGUUGAAGUACAUGAAGAUUUAAUUUCUGGCAUGUUAGUGAUUUCUUCUGCAACCUACAGUAUGAAAUGUAGUAUUUACAGACUUUGUAUAUUCACCCGAUUUAUUGGGUGACAGUUCUUUUAUGUAUGGAAGUGAAAGGAGGAAAAGAUGCAUACAUAGCAAAAAACGGACUGGAGAUAUGGUGAGACAUCUUUUCUCCCUCAUUCUAGGCCUAUGAUUUUACCACAUAGGCCAUUUUUUUGAUGUGCAAAUGAAGUUGCUUUACUCUGAUAUAAAAAGUCGAAGAAGCAGUUCUCUGUGGAACUAUUGUGAUGUACAUAUUUUUUUAUAUGUAUAUAAUAUUAUGAACAAUAUUUGGUGCAUCUUAGGGAAAAUCUUAGAAUUAAGCAUGACAAGAAAGGUUACAUAUUAAGAUAUCCAUGAUAAAGAAUAAAGUUGAGGCUUCUCCAUUAAUAAAAUAAGGAAAAUCUGCGUAUUAGAUUAUCUUAGGGAGCAGUCCAGGGAUCUCUAAGUGCACUUGUGAAUGGUUCAUUGGUAGAAAAGCUCUUGCAGGAAACAAAUAACCUGUACUAGAGAUGUACUUUGGCCUAGUGAUGAUGAGGGUGAAGAGGUACAAGCCUUUUUUUUCCAAUCUUUCUGUUUCCCUUUUCCACUUUUUUCUUUGUCUUCUAAUUACUUUAUUACUGCUUUUUUUUGGGGGGGGAAGUCGUUUUCUUUUUUUUCUUUGCUAUGAAGUUCCUCUUGUUUCCUUGUGGUGCUGGAUAGUGUACUUCUGUCAUGUGCAUUCUUUUUGCAUUGCUUCCAACUGCAGUUUCUGGUUCUGGAUGCUGCUUUUGUGUUGUUGACUACAUCAUGAGUUUUAAUUCUGCAUCAUUUUUAAUUUUGGAUUUUAAUGUUGAGAUUCCAGUUGUAAUGUAUUCUGAUUUUUUUUUUUUUUUUUUUAUAGGUUGCAGUUGCAAUUGUAUUUUAAACUAUGAUUAUCAAGUUGCAAUUGCAAUUUAUUUUGGAUAUAAACACUCGGAGGUUGCAGUGAUCACUGAAUUGCAUAUUAGAACAGGCCAGAUUAAAGUGAUCAAAUAAUCUUAUACAAUCAUUGAAUAUGAGGCUUUUUGAUUUUUACAUAUAUCAGCUAGUUCACUAUAGGGUAUUUUUAUAUAAUUCGCCUACACUAUGUGGUAGAUAUCAGGGAGUGCGAUGUGUCAAAUCUAUGCGGUUCCAAUCAAAUUCCUCCUCUAGGUGGUAGGCUUCCAUAAAGAGUGAUAUAAAAUAUAAAGGAGAUACCAAGAAUGGUUGGAACUUGGGAAUCCAGGGGUAUUAAUAUAAGCAGCAAUUAACACUUUAAACAAGAUACAUGUUUAUUUUUGUAGCAGGACUUUGCUGAUGACUUAUCAGAUGGUAAUAGUCAUUGCUAUGUCAGAGCUAAUGUUUCUUUGGCUUGAUCUUAAAUACAGUUUAGGUAUUCCUCAUUUCUGUCAGAUUCCAGCAGGGUUGGUGAAAGAUUAUUUCAUGAUGAUUGAUCUUUUCAGAUGUUCAUUACAUUAGUUAUUUAUCUAUGCAUUGCUGGUAGAAUAUAGUAUACCUAAACAUUAACACAUCUUCAUAUGAAAGUAUUAUCAGAGCUGUAAGGAAUGGUUUUCUUUGAAAUUUUGUUUGAUCAUUUAACAUGAACUUAUUUCUUUGAAAGAAAUGGUUAUACAUAAGGCAGUAAAAUUGAUUUGAAAAGAUAUCUAUUAACACUGACUGCGCUGAUUUUGUUGCUUACUGAUUGUAGAAUCACAUGAGUUGUUGGCCUGUUAGAAUAUUGCUCAAAAUGCAGCAUGUAGCUGUGUCAAUACCUGGUAUCACUGCAUUUUUUAGAUGAAUAUGAUUGUACUUCAAAAAAUAUUAGAUUUAUCAACUUAAUAAAUUGUAUAUAGAUUGC
Molecule: messenger RNA, 2639 nt
Organism: Penaeus vannamei (Pacific white shrimp)
Lineage: Eukaryota; Metazoa; Arthropoda; Malacostraca; Decapoda; Penaeidae
Source: RefSeq, a predicted model, not a curated record